GUUUCUCCCUAUGGUAGAAUAACAUUGACUCGUCGUGCAGAUGUAUAUAGCGUAUUGGAACGUCAUGAAGAUUUCAAUAGUUUGCUAGAAACUGGUUCAUAUGAUGUAUUUGUUUUACGUAUUC
Messenger RNA from Cetraspora pellucida, 124 nucleotides. NCBI's taxonomy places the organism in Eukaryota, Fungi, Glomeromycota, Glomeromycetes, Diversisporales, Gigasporaceae. The record is from the annotation of a GenBank genome assembly.